UCUGCGCCGAAGCCUUCCUGAUUCAACCGCAGAUGGUGCGGUCCAUCCAAGAGCUAACCAAUAGCACCAAGCGUUGUUAUCACACAGAGAGAAAAAAAACCUGACAGUCGCCAUGAUGCUUGUUUGUUCCUUGUGAUACAGCAGCGGAAACGAGAAAGUAGAAACAAAAGAGAGCACACACUCGUCCUCGCGAUACAGAUUGGUAUGCGUUUGCAGUGUUACAGCAGGAAUGCCGAAGGAAAAAUAUGAACCGCCAGACCCCAGGCGGAUGUACACUAUCAUGUCAACUGAGGAGGCAGCCAAUGGAAAGAAGUCUUACUGGGCUGAGCUGGAAAUCACAGGUAAUGUCAGGAGCCUGAGCCCAUCUCUGUGGACUCUGACCCACCUCACUGCCCUACAUAUCGCUGACAACUGUCUGUCACGCAUCCCACCUGACAUUGCCAAACUACACAACCUGUUGUACCUGGAUCUGUCGUCCAAUAAGAUCAGGAGCCUGCCGGCAGAGCUCGGCCACAUGGUCUCUCUCAGGGAGCUGCUUUUAAAUAACAACCAAUUGCGGGUUCUGCCUUUCGAAUUGGGGAAACUGUUUCAGUUACAAACACUGGGGUUGAAAGGAAAUCCACUUGCACAAGAAAUCAUGAGCCUGUACCAGGAGCAUGAUGGCACGAGGAAACUGCUGAACUACCUGUUGGACAAUCUGGCAGGUUCAAUCAAAUGCACCCCCACAGAGCAGCCCCCGUCCCGGUCGUGGAUCGCACUCCAGGAGCCGGACCAGACGAGACCUUCUGCGUUGUUCUCAGUGAUGUGCUACAAUGUGCUCUGUGAUAAGUACGCCACGCGCCAGCUCUAUGGCUACUGCCCUUCCUGGGCCCUCAACUGGGAGUACAGGAAGAAGUCCAUCAUGCAGGAGAUCAUGAACUGCAACGCUGAUAUCAUCAACCUACAGGAAGUGGAGACGGAGCAGUACUACCAGUAUUUCCUGCCAGAGCUGAAGGAGCAGGGCUACGAGGGCUUCUUCAGCCCAAAGUCUCGAGCCAGAACCAUGCAUGAGUCAGACCGCAAACAUGUGGACGGGUGCGCAGUUUUCUACAGGACAGAAAAGUUCGGUGUGGUGCAGAAACACACGGUAGAGUUUAACCAGCUGGCCAUGGCUAACUCUGAAGGCUCUGAGGCCAUGCUCAACAGGGUUAUGACCAAGGACAACAUCGGAGUGGCCGUACUGCUAGAGGUCCGCAAGGAAAUGAUGGAGGAAUCCUCGGGGAAGUCUCUGCACGGCAUGGAGAAACAGCUCCUCUUGGUGGCUAACGCCCACAUGCACUGGGACCCGGAGUACUCCGACGUCAAGCUGGUCCAGACCAUGAUGUUCCUGUCUGAGGUGAAGAACAUUGUGGACAAGGCCACUCGCAGCCUUAAACUCUCCUCUGUCUCUGGGGAGACCAAUGGCAUCCCUCUUGUUCUCUGUGCCGACCUCAACUCUCUACCAGACUCUGGCGUGGUGGAGUACCUGAGUCAGGGUGGCGUGGACUGCACCCACAAGGACUUCAAGGAGCUUCGCUACCUUGAUAGCCUCACCAACUUCAACUGCAAUGGCAAGAACGGCAACUCCACGUCCAACUCCAGGAUCACCCACGGCUUCAAGCUGAAGAGCGCCUACGAGGACAGCCUGAUGCCUUACACCAACUACACCUUUGACUUCAAGGGUGUGAUUGACUACAUCUUCUACUCCAAGCCUCAGAUCAAUGUGCUCGGCAUCCUGGGUCCCCUGGACUCCAACUGGCUCCAUGAGAACAAUAUCAGCGGCUGCCCGCACCCCCACAUCCCCUCUGACCACUUCUCCCUGUUCGCCCAGCUGGAGCUGCUGCUGCCCAGCACUCUGCCCCAGGGCCAGGCCAACAACCAGGUCAACGGCAUCCACCUGCCUGGAGGACGCAGGUAGUGGUGAGACAACCCCACUCCAGGGACUGUAUGCUAUAGCAGUGUGCAGCCUCUAGCCCUCCAGCUCUUCUCUCGUUGUCACUUGGAGGAAAGAAGAUGAGACGGAAUACACAACCAACCUGUAACAUAAGAAUCAGCCGUACAGUGAGGUCUGGCCAACAGGGAUUUCUGUUAUAUAUUUUUUAUUUUCCUCAUUGUCGUUUUCCAUUUUGUUUUCAUUUAGUAAAUGUCAAUCCUGUUUGUUGUGUUUUGGAUCACCCCCCCCCGGUCAUUCAUUCGAUUAUAUCACCGUAUCCCCUCUGGCCCCCGUAUAGAUAUUUAGAGCUUUAGCAAUAUCACCUGACUCUUGUUGUCUUUGACAUGACCUGUGCAGUCUUGAACAAUGGCACAAGAAAUACCUUGUAUCACUCUCUGUGGACACCCUUCAAAAGGCAAGGAGAGAAAGGACACCACUUCUAAAGCUUGCAGCUGAUAGUCUGUCCUAUACCAAUCUCAAACCAGCAAAAAUGGCAGAAACAGACAUGUCUAAUGUCUCAGCCAAGGCUAAGAGUGGGCCUUGUCUUUUCUCUCCCCACUGAGAUCAAUGUGACGGUAUAUCUAUCUAUCAUAUAAGGCAUAACAUGGUGUGCCACUCCUCCUUUCUGUGCUAUAGGGCCAAUCUCUCUGUGGGUCCAAAAUUGUGGUGCUCACCGGGUGCUUUGUGGUGCUCACCAGUCCACUACUAUUGAGUAAUAGAACCUAGUCAGUUGUCUCCCUCUCCAAGUGGUGCAAUAGGAACUAACCCCACUGGUGCAUGUAGACUGUCACUGCUGAGAGGCAAUUCCAUGGUAACUGACACUGACUCUGAUUUGUAACUUUAAAAUGUAUGUUAAACAAAAACCAAUGAUUGCAAAGUUAAACAAACAUACAACUCUAUGCACAAGGGCUACUUUUGAACAAUUUCCACUGAAUUUGACAAAAACUCAUUUAAUUGGAUCAGUGCAGGUGCAUAGUUUGGUAACAGAAUGACAGUUUGUGCCAUCGUUCUGUAACCAACUUUUCAUCUGCACUGUUCAUCAAGUAAAUGUUUUUGUUCAGUCUUCUGUGGGAAUUGUUGAAAGUAGUCCUUGUGCAUGGAGAGGGUUUGUUUGACAUAUGUUUUUAAAGUGAAAAAUCUGGGUCUCUGUUCCUGUGGAAAUGCCUCGCUGUGUUUUUAGAUGUUGAUGAUUAUUAUCCUUUUAGGAAAGGAUGACCGCAACCACCAAAUACACUUGUCUGGACCUGUUGUAUGGAAGCAAGUAAGCUCUAGUUAGCGAAGGCUUGUUGGCAUGCCGGUCAGGCAUAGUGCUAAAAAAAUAUCUGUUUCCUCUGGAUUGGAACAGAUUUGAAUGAUUUUAAGUAGUUGAAUAACAUGUAAUUAGUGGCCAGCUCCCAUCCCCUUUUGCACACUGUUUUUCCUCUGCAUGUGUACGUGACAGAGUCAUUGUUAAUAUGACUUCAUUUGGACCAGGGAUGUGCAACUCCAGUCCUUGGGUGCCGGAGUUGUGUCUCACUUUUUCACCAGCUCUAGCCAACACAGCUGAUUUUAAACUAAUUGGGUUUUAAACUAUCACGAUUUGUUGAUUAUAAGAGUUGGGUCUGGGGCAAAAUUGUGACUGCAAUCAGGCCACCCGAGGACUGGAGUUGCCCAUUCCUGAUUUGGACCAUAUACCACCUUUUGUAAUGGGGUAGGGGAUUUUGGCUGAGGGGCAAUGCAACGGAGGAAAUUCUCAACUGAACAUUUUUCAGAUUUGUUACUUUUUAAAGAGGGAGGGCAAUAGCUGAUGUACAGGAGUUUAAACCAGCAAUCUUCUCACUGUCACACACGUGGACAUACGCAGAGAUCUUGUAGCACUGUCUCUUGAGGCCAGUAGUGAUUUUUUUUUUUUUUUCCCUCAGCCAUAAAUUCCGUACUCUACAGCAGUGGGUUUUUUUUCACAAGUGUUUGUACAGAAUAUAAAUCUAGAUUGUCUUUACACGAUUGUAUAUGAGUCACAAAAGACCUGUUUUCUGGCAGGGUUUUUUUUGUACUAUGAGUAAAUUAUGAUCCAAUUUGAAGAAGAAGAAAAAGACAGGAUUGUAUUGUAAACUAUGGCAAUUUUUUUUUAUCCAGUAAAUGUUAAGAUGAAAUUGAAAUGACCAGCUUGUACAAAAGACGUAAGGGGUUGUUCCAGGCGUUCGCUGCCACUACUUUGCACUCCUGCUCUAGUUUAACUGUUUCUAUGCGUCUGUAUUGCUUGUUUUCCUGUUAUGAUUUGAGAACAUGUGUCUCAGAUUGUAAAUAGAUCUACUGACUAAAUGAUGAUGCAUCUUCAAAUCCAUUCUAUUAACAAGCCAUUGGUCCAUACUGCUGCCAGCCAGCCUGCCACCAACCGACCCAUUCAUCCACUCACAGUUCAGACAAAAGUAAGGUUAGGUCUCCAAUAACACCCAAUUCACUAUAGUGCACUAAUUUUGGCCAGUCCCGUGUAGCUCUGUUCAAAAGUGCACUAUAUAGGAAAUAGGUUGUCAUUUCAGAUUGACCCUAAGAGCGGAAAAAAAAAAUAUUUUUUUAUUUUUGCAUCACGCACAUCCAGUAUCCCACAAUUGGCGUUGUACAACCGGAACGUUGUGCCUCACCGUAGCCGUUUUGUUGUCUUGCACUACUUCUAAUCGGCCAACUCCGGGAACAACCUCUUCUCCCAUUUUAUUUUUUAAAUACUGUCCAGACAUUUGAUGUCCUUUGGGGUUUUUGUUAUCGUUUUGUAUUUUCUUUCUUUUUUUGUUUGAGCUGUGACAAUGUUAUGUGUAUAUACUCCUUGUUGAGCGAUCUAGUAAUCCGGUAUGGAAUAUUUGUCAAGCUUUAGUUUUUUUUCACCGGGGCAAAGUGAAGACCUCUUCUGGAACCCCCUUACUUCCAGAAUGUUUUGCACCCUCCGUGUACUUUAGCUCAGCUCUUAGAACCCCUUGAUAGUCCCUUGUCACCAUAGUCACCUAGCCUGUCUUGCCCCUCCACCGCCGAAUUCUGAAUCUAGAAAAGCAUGUUCCCCUAUACCUGGCCCUAUGUCCAACCCCCCUUUUUUAACCCCACUACUGAAGCCCCUGUGCGGUUCCAUCUCCUCUGCCGUACCAUCUGUGAGGAACUGACCCGUCUCCCCAUCUGUCAGGUGGCCCAGACAGACGCUCUCUAUCUCUGUUUUGUUACCAUCGGGACUGAAAUAUGUCUGUGACUGACUAUAUAUUGUAACUGUCACAUUUUAAACAGGAAAUGGAAUGAUCAGGCUCCCCCCCCCCCCUUUCCCACAUUUAUUAUUGAAUACAUUUGUCACCUUUUUAAAGUAAAUAUGAUUCUUUCGCCAUUGUGCUAAAGUUAGAAUUUUAUGAAUUUUUACAGAGGGGAAAGGUUGAAAUGGGAAAUAUAAAUGUAGUCCUAGUUCAAAAGCUUUUUUUCUGUCCUUACCCCCCCCCCCCCCCCCUUGAUAUAUUUUAUUUGUUUUGAACAGAAGCAAAUGUCCACUUUGAUACCCCUGAAUUGCUGGUAGUAUUGUAGUAGAUUUAAAGACUUAGCUUUUUUUGUAAAGUGUGAAUAAAAGAUGUAUCUCUUGUUUCCUUCCUAAAACUUUGAAUUGUGUUGUGUAUAUCCUAUGAUUGCUACACUUUCAUUUUUACCCAUUGCUUUUCCAUACCUUACCCCACCUUUCCAUCAACCAAAUGAUUAUAUUUUUUUGGUAGAAAUUAUAGUCAUCAUUAAAACAUUAACUUGGUCAACUUUGGGUCGCUGUAAAAAAUUGACGCAGAAUGAUUAUCGAAUCAAGAUUCCUAAGCGGAGUAGUUUAACUCCAAACGUGAAUAUUUACACUUUCUGUAUUUGGGAUGUCACUUAGGCUAGCAGAUGUAUACUAUUGUCUUAGGCCAGGAUAGCCUUGUCUUAUUAGCCGAUUCAGUUCUAGACGGCACUAUUGUUGACUGGUGUGAAACCAACAUGAAUGUAAAACGAAGCAGAAACGUAUUUAUACUACAAAGCAGGAUCAAUGAGUUAGCCAGUUAACUUUUGAUUAACAACCAGAAAUAACUCGAUUUUCUGGUUCAUUUAAAGAUGCAAUCAAACUUUGGUGUAAUUUCACCAAGUAGUUUCGAGUGGUUCUCACGAUCCAAAAGUGGCCCCAGUUUUGUGUACUUAAGUCAUCCAUUUCAUAUGUUGCAGUUCGUGUGGUAUGUAACGAAUCCAGUUCAUACUAUGUUAUGAAUUUGUGCUUAAGAUCCUGCUGUGCAUCCCCUCUGCUUUUUAGUCUGGUCCUGUGGUGAUUUUGAGUACUAUUUGGUCCUUGCCACUGUUCUUGUGCUUCAUAGUGGCUAAACGGAGUAGUUACUCUGGUCCCCUCCUGGCCCUCACUUUGAACCCCCCCCCCCCCCCCCCCCAAUCUAUGAUUGGCUCAAGGAGGGAGAAUCGCACUGCUUGACGUGUCACCAUUCACUUCAGUUAGUUAGUGAUCCCUGUUGAACUCGGUUUACUUUUGCAUUGUGCUUCUGUUUUCUCCGUUGUAUUAUAGGACUUGCUCUGACUGCGCUCCCUGUCAAGGUGCACACUGAAGCUGCUUUCUGGGUCCAAGUGUAGAGCACCCUCUAACCUUAACGCGUGUCAAACUCAUUCUGACUGCUGGUUUUUGCUCUUCCCUUGUAAUUGAUUAAAUGAAGGUCCCUAAAUGGUAAGGAUCUCUCCUCACCUGGUUGUCUAGGUCUUAAUGGAAAGGGAAAAACCAGCAGACACUAGGCCCUUCGUGGAAUGAUUUUGACGCCCCUGUUCUAUACAGUACAUGCAUCCAAAGACCACUGUCAUGACUUGGCUCUUUGCCUUUUCCAACAGCCUUUUUAUACAUGUUUUUACAACCAUAACAGUAAUUUGUCAAAGGAUUUUGGCUUGCAACAGUGCAUCUUAUUUCAGACCGGUCAUUUCCAUUCCCCAGAAACUUGGCAGUAUUACCCUCAGUCAUUAAGAAAAUGUUUUUGAAAAUAUUUUUUUUUGGGGGGGGAAGCUAACUUAUCCACUACUUUAUGUAUAUUUUUUUUCAGCCACCCAUUUUUCCGCUGCUUUCCCUGUAAGACCGAGUGCAAUUACAGCAGAUUCCACCUCCACUAACAAUCACCUCAUUCACUCAUCUCUCACUCAUCUCUCUCUCCUGCCUCCAUGUCUCCAUCUUGUAUAGGCCUCACCCUCCCCCCUGCUGAUAGUGAUAGACAAUCCUGAUCAUCAAAUGAUCUGUAGCCAGCUGAGUACAUGCUAUAUUGAUGUGUCACUGUAUUGUACAUACACAGGACCAACUGCUUGUUUACCAUUCACGGAAUACCAGCAAAAACACUUGCACAACAUUCAAAGAAUGUUCAUCAACAGAGAAUAAAAUGAAGGCAGCUGUUUUUAAAAUUAUACAAACUGUUAAACUGAAUGGUAAACAAGGCUUUUUCAGUUUUCUUCUUAAGCCGUCUUCGUGGUUUGUCUUUGGACUAGUUUUCUGUUUAACACCCUUUGGCUUGUUUUCUUCAGUCCUACCUAUAUAUUUUCCUACUUCUGGUUGAAAAUAAAUUCUAUAUCUGUUUCAA
Oncorhynchus kisutch (coho salmon) is the source of this 7527-nucleotide messenger RNA. Its product is annotated as CCR4-NOT transcription complex subunit 6-like. Gene Ontology annotation, molecular function: 3'-5'-RNA exonuclease activity; protein binding. The record is from RefSeq and is a predicted model, not a curated record. Lineage: Eukaryota; Metazoa; Chordata; Actinopteri; Salmoniformes; Salmonidae. The coding region runs from base 230 to 1936 and encodes 568 amino acids. The transcript is spliced from 12 exons.